Messenger RNA from Trichoplusia ni (cabbage looper), 1918 nucleotides. RefSeq names its product esterase FE4-like. Lineage: Eukaryota; Metazoa; Arthropoda; Insecta; Lepidoptera; Noctuidae. The record is from RefSeq and is a predicted model, not a curated record. The transcript has 3 exons. Bases 6 to 1706 code for a protein of 566 amino acids.
UCGUUAUGAAGUUGUGGACGUGUGUGUUGCUGUUGUGUGCGGCGGCUGUGAGUGUCACAUGUGAGCAGCCGCUGAGUGACGAGGACUGGCUGGAGCUGGACACCCCGCAGGGACCGGUGCGCGGCCGCAAGGAUCCCAAAACGGACCUAUACGUCUUCUAUAACAUCCCAUACGCAACAGCUCCAGUAAAAGAAAACAAAUUCAAGGCACCCCUUCCUGCACCAGUAUGGACAAAACCAUUCGAUGCAAUCAACAAGCAUGUCAUCUGUCCACAGGUGACAAUUCCAAUUGUGUUAUUACCGGAUAAUCUGGUGACGCAAGAAAAUUGCCUUAUCGCUAACGUAUACGUGCCUGACACACGAAAGAAAAAUCUUACGGUGAUUGUUUACGUCCAUGGAGGAGCAUAUGUAAUGGGCUAUGGAGAGCUAAUGAAAUUUUCAAACCUUAUUAACAGCAGAAAAGAUAUCAUAUUGGUUACUUUUAACUAUCGUCUUGGCAUCCACGGUUUCUUGUGUCUUGGCACUGAAGACGCUCCUGGAAAUGCCGGGAUGAAAGAUCAGGUUGCUUUACUUCGCUGGGUGCGAGACAAUAUCGCAAGUUACGGCGGAAACCCGAAGGAUGUUGCUCUUGUAGGCGCCAGUGCAGGUUCCUCGUCUGUGGAUCUCUUGAUGCUGUCAAAAUCAGCGCAGGGGUUGUUCCACAGAGUAGUCCCCGAGAGCGGAGGUAAUCUUGCGGCGUUUUCAAUUCAAAGAGACCCAGUAAAGGUUGCCAAGUCUCACGCUCAAAAGUUAAACUUUACAAACGUUGAUGACAUUUAUGCUUUAGAAGAUUUCUACAAGACAGCAUCAUGGGAACUAUUAACCUCGGACUCAUUUUUUGACCGACUCGACUCAACCUUUGUCUUCUCACCUUGCUUGGAACGUGAGACAGGGGAGGAAGCAUUCCUCACUGAAUCUCCUUUAAGUAUUUUACAGAAGGGGUCGUAUAAGAAGUUACCCGUGCUGUAUGGUUUUGCCCAAAUGGAAGGGCUACUACGCGUACACGUUGACUACGAAGAUUGGAAACAUAAGAUGAAUAAAAAGUUUUCCGAUUUCCUACCCGCUGACUUGACCUUUAAGUCUGAGGAAGAAAGGGAAGAAGUAGCAGAGAAGAUUAAAAAAUUCUUUUUUGGAAGCAAACCGGUUGGUGAUGACAACAUUUUGAGUUACGUUGAUUAUUUUUCGGACAUCAUAUUUGCUUAUCCCAUGCUUUGGGCUGUUAAGCUACAUGUAGAGGCUGGAAACAAUGAAAUAUAUUUGUAUGAAUAUUCUUUUGUUGACGAAAACACUCCGCUUAUUCCACAUACUAACAUAAGGGGCGCAAAUCACUGUGCACAAUCGAUGGCUAUAAUGGAUGGUGUUAACAUAACACAUGUGGAUGAAAACCUUGCAACCCCAGAAUAUAGGAGUAUGAAGAAAACUAUAAGACAAAUUUGGUACAACUUCAUUAAAACUGGCAAACCCGUGCCGGAAGGGUCGUCACUGCCCGCGUGGCCGGCGGCAGGCGCGGACAGGGCGCCGUAUAUGUCUCUGGGACAGAAGGUAGAACUACGAAACGAGCCGUUGCUGGAGACACGCACCCGAUUCUGGGAGGACAUCUACCAGAAGUACCACCUAGAGCCUAUACCUCCACCAGCACCCGAACCACGAAAGCAUCAAGAACUAUAGAGUUAAUCUUUUAGUCAUAUAGUAAGGAUUGUAAAAAAUAUGUAUGACACCAUUUAAAUAUAUUGUGAAUAUGAAAUUGAGAAGAAUAAGGAACUAACUUAUAUUUAACUCUGUGUUGUAUAUAAAUAAACACUACAGGCAAAUACGACUACCGAAAAUACCCUCGUUAAGAUUUUAUUGGUAUUAUGGUUUGAAUAAAGUAUUUGUUUCAA